AGUAUACAAAAGAAGUUUCCGGACCCCGUGAAAAUGACGAAAACCAUUUGUUACAUGCAGCUGAGAUCUUUUGGCUUGGCUGUCGGUUGGUUGGAGCUGAUUUUAUUCAUAACAUUAACGUUUAUUUAUGGGGAAAACUUAUUACGUUAUGGACUUGAUAAACAUGAAUAUAAAUAUCACUUUGUUUAUGGAACUGGACUCAACAUGGGCGAUUGUUUUUUCUUCGCACUUGCUUUAAUUAAUACUCUGACCUCAUUCCUGCUGAUCCUUGGUAUUAAAAAGGGGCGAUUUCUGCUUUUGGUUAUCUGGCUAAUCAACAGAGGAAUCUCCCUCUUGGGUUAUUUCAUUAUUUCAAGCUUAGAGUUUACAAAGUUUAUAAUGUCAAACGACGACGUCCACUAUAAUGCCUCCUGUGCCAUCCUGCAAUCUCAGGCCCUAAUUCUAUUCAACUGUUUUCUUGUUUACGGGAUCUACUGGCUUUUAAAGGAAAUCAAGGACUCAAAUGACCAACAGCAUCGUUUGGACACACCAGUUUUCUCAGUGUCGCAGGAAUCUCGUCCAAGCAAAUUGGAUUUUAAUGCUUACGUUCAUCAAUACAAAUUCCAACCAUCUUUGUUUGGAAAAGAUUUUCCCGAUAAUGAAGACACUGAUAAACUAUUGGAAGGAUCAUAA
Messenger RNA from Drosophila takahashii, 672 nucleotides. RefSeq lists its product as uncharacterized. The record is from RefSeq and is a predicted model, not a curated record. NCBI's taxonomy places the organism in Eukaryota, Metazoa, Arthropoda, Insecta, Diptera, Drosophilidae.